Molecule: messenger RNA, 2194 nt
Organism: Trichoplusia ni (cabbage looper)
Lineage: Eukaryota; Metazoa; Arthropoda; Insecta; Lepidoptera; Noctuidae
Product: SH3 domain-binding protein 5 homolog
Exons: 6
Coding region: 665-2092 (475 amino acids)
Biological process (GO): negative regulation of protein tyrosine kinase activity; intracellular signal transduction
Cellular component (GO): cytoplasm
Molecular function (GO): protein kinase inhibitor activity
Source: RefSeq, a predicted model, not a curated record
AACGCCAUUCGCUUAUGUUGUUUUGCAGUGUUAACUACUGCUUUGAGAAAUGAAAAACUUCUUUCGAAAGAAUUCAGCUUAAGUACCAGCCUGUUUCUCGUUGCUGUGGUGCUAUUAGCACACUAACUCUAGCAUUAGUUCAAUUAAAAUGAGUUAGUCAUGGUCUAGUUAGUAUAGUCAGGUUUCAUUGACUAUUAAAACUUUAAGUAUCGUAUUUUAAUUAGAACUUAAUCUUUUGUGCGCAUUUCUUGCAUUGUGAGAUCAGAAAAUCCAUUAGGGUCUGUUUGAAAGACAAAUUGUUACAGUUCACAAUUUCUGAAUUGAAGUAAAAUCGACUACUUUUACUUCCAAUAAUUUUGCCAGUCUGUGCAAAGUGGAAGAGUGUGUUUAAAAAAGUUUAUUUGUCUAUUGUUAUGAUUUGACGUCACGAAGGUGGACGUCAUCUUGAAUGAAAAAUUCUUAUUUUAUUAUUUAUUUUGCUAAAUUAAACACGUAACGCGGAGCUAUAUUCAGUGUUAAAAUAUUAUAUUAAGCAACCUUGCCUGUGAUGUUUUAAAUAAAUACCAGUUCUGUGUGUUUGUUUCAAGUGAAGGUGACGCUAUACGCUAUUGUGUCGGUGAUGUAAUUUAGGUGAUUGGGUGGCUUCCUAGUCCUAAGUACUACAAUGGAAGAAUCCUCUUUCACGAUCCCGGCGGACGACAAUGGUGAUACUGAGCUCGACCCUAGAAUACAGGUGGAACUCGAGAAACUCAAUGCGGCCACCGAUGAAAUCAACAAAUUGGAACUUGAACUUGAUGAGUCUAUGAAAACAUUCCACCUGCUUCUGAACGAGACCUCGCGCCGCCUUCAGGCCUGGACGAAGAGACUUGGGACCUGCGUGGACAAGUCCAGGCCGUACUAUGACGCAGUGGGCGUCGCCACGACUGCCAGGCAGGAGUGCCAGAAAGCUGCUGUGCAGUUCCAGAGGGCUAGUGAAUUACACGCGGCGGCCAAGGAGACAGUGACGUUAGCGGAGCAGCGCUUCGUGAGCAAACAGGACGAGUGGCAGUUCGAUAGCAACUGGCAGGAGGUGCUCAACCAUGCCAUCAUCAAGGUUAUGGAUGCCGAGAAACGUAAGGCAGAGAGCGGACGAGAGCAUCAGAAACGGGCGGCGGCCUAUAUCGCGGCUGAGAAAAAGGUGACACAGUUAGAAGAGAACCUAAAGCGCAACAUCAUCAAGUCCCGAGUCUACUUUGAGGAGAAGAAACUGUGUGACGAGCAACUGCAGACACAGAAUGCGAAAAUCGCGAAACUCCAACAUCUCAUCGCUGACGCCAAGUUCCGCUACUCCAAGUCCCUCAAAGCCCUUGAGAAGAUAUCUGAAGAAAUUCACAGAAGACGAGGCGAGUACCCUCCCGAUAAGGACAGCAUCCCAGUGGGUCCGCGAGAGCCCGGCGUCGGCGCAGAGAGAGAUGCCAUACAUGACGAGGAUACAGCCAAAGCUGAACACGAAAAGGACGAAGAAUCCAGUCUCCAAGAACUGAGGAUGCGCGUCAGAGAGCUAGCGUCCAAACCUAUAGAGAAAGACGUCGAGACUGACGAGGCCUGGGCUCUGGAACUGAACGAGACUAUCAACAAACUGGAUCAGCUGCUGAUGAUGAAAGAAAAUAAUCAGCAGAAGAGGUCCAAGUUCACGGCGAGCUCCCCGAGGAACUCGAGCGCGCCGUCCACCAGCACCAACUCGGGCAAGUACACGCAUCCACCCAGCGACAGCUGGAAGACCGAGACCAACCUCACCAGGACCAAGUCCAUCAGCAAGGACGUUGUGUAUGAGCACAGCAACCCGCCCAUCAGCAAGACUGAGAAGUCCAAGAGCAUGAUGUCGCUGGACGUGUUGGCCCUGGCCCGCGACACGCACAUGAUGGACCGCGAGUCCUACCUCAAGGCGGUCAUCGAGGACAAGUCGCCCAGUGGCACAUACACCGAGAGCAACUCCGACAGGAACGACACGCCCGACGAGAUCCUCAUGGUGGAGUGCGACUCCAGCGACUCCAACCAGAACCCAGUCAUCCGCAUGACCAGCUCCACCGUCUCCGACAGUGACAACAGCUAAACCUACACCUGACAAGUAAAACGCGAUCCAUUUUUGAAAUUUAUAAUUUUCUUAAUAGGUUGUGGAAUUUUAUUAAUUCAAAAGUUUUAAAAAUAGAAUAUU